AUGACUGCGCACAGCAUUGCAGACAGUGGCACAAAUAUUACAAGAAAAGUGCAGGCAAGCGUCAAAUCAAGGAUUGGUGGUUACGAGACAUCACUUGAGUUUUAUGUGUUGCCAAAAAUAUCGUCGUUUAAGCCAGACCAAUUUAUGAAUGCAGAUGAUUGGGGCAUCCCUAGUAACAUAUCAUUGGCAGAUCCGAAUUUCAACAAGCCUGGCCGUAUAGACGUACUGUUAGGCGCAGAAAUCUUUUGGGACUUAUUAUCGGUUGGCCGAAUUACGCUGAAAGCGAGUCUGCCGCGAUUGCAGAAAACUGUGCUGGGUUGGGUCGUGUCAGGUGUGACAAAUCGAGCCGACUCCAACGAGAGGCUUAGGAGCAGCUUAAUGAUGACAUCAUCCAAGCAACCAGGUGUUGAAGAGGAACUGACGGCCCUUGUAGAGAAAUUUUGGCUGAUGGGACAGGUUGAUGCAAAAACACUGUUUCCAACAGCGGACGAGGCACUGUGUGAAGAGAUUUUUAUCAAAGAAUCUAGACGUGAUCACACUGGGCGCUUCGUGGUAAGGAUUCCAUUUAAAGAAAAUGUCGCUGAGCUAGGCGACUGA
Rhagoletis pomonella (apple maggot) is the source of this 597-nucleotide messenger RNA. RefSeq lists its product as uncharacterized. Lineage: Eukaryota; Metazoa; Arthropoda; Insecta; Diptera; Tephritidae. The transcript has a single exon. The record is from RefSeq and is a predicted model, not a curated record. The coding region runs from base 1 to 597 and encodes 198 amino acids.